This is a messenger RNA of Pollicipes pollicipes, 1036 nucleotides long. RefSeq names its product protein farnesyltransferase/geranylgeranyltransferase type-1 subunit alpha-like. Gene Ontology annotation, cellular component: protein farnesyltransferase complex; cytoplasm; CAAX-protein geranylgeranyltransferase complex. Gene Ontology annotation, biological process: protein geranylgeranylation; protein farnesylation. The record is from RefSeq and is a predicted model, not a curated record. NCBI's taxonomy places the organism in Eukaryota, Metazoa, Arthropoda, Thecostraca, Pollicipedomorpha, Pollicipedidae. Gene Ontology annotation, molecular function: CAAX-protein geranylgeranyltransferase activity; protein farnesyltransferase activity.
GAGCCGGCGGGUCGUCUGUGGUUGGAAACUAAACAAGCGUACCAGGUGCCAUCUUGUGGCGCAGCCUACACGGCAGCCCCCAGUGGGCCUCAGCCUGAGCGCCCCACCAGCCUCAGUGGCCAUGUCGGCGGACGGGGGCGGGGACGCGUCGUCGGCGUCGGCCAUGUUCGAGGAGACGAGCGUGGACGACCCCGACUGGGUGCCGUAUUCCGACCGGGACGAGUGGCGGGACGUGACGCCGCUGCCGCAGGACGACGGGCCGCACCCGGUGGUGCGCAUCCUCUACUCGGAGCGCUUCUCCGACGUGCACGACUACUUCCGCGCCGUGCUGCGCUCGGGCGAGGUGUCCGGCCGCGCGCUGCGGCUGACGUCGGCGGCGCUGGAGCUGAACGCCGCCAACUACACCGUCUGGCACCACCGGCGCCACCUGCUGCUGGAGCUCGGCUGCCCGCUGCAGCCCGAGCUGGACUUCAUCCGGCGCAUGAUCGAGGACCACCCCAAGAACUACCAGGUGUGGCACCACCGGCGCGUGCUGGUGGAGCGGCGCGGCCGGCCGGGCGACGAGCGCCGCCUGACCAGCUCGUGCUUGGCGCAGGACCCCAAGAACUUCCACGCCUGGCAGUACCGCCAGUGGGCCGUGCGGCGCUUCGACCUGUUCGACGGCGAGCUGGAGUUCGCCGAGCGGCUCAUCGACGAGGACGUGCGCAACAACUCGGCCUGGAACCAGCGCUACUUCGUCGUCAACAACACGACCGGCUUCACGGCCGAGGCGGUGGCGCGCGAGGUCGCCUUCUGCCUGGCCGCUCUGCGCAAGGUCAAGAACAACGAGUCGGCCUGGAACUACCUGCGCGGCGUGCUGUUCCACGCGCCGGAGGGGCUGGCCGGCGCGUCGGACGUGACCGAGUUCUGCGACGGUCUCGUAGCGGCCGGCUGCCGCGCGCCGCAGCUGCUGCUGGCCGCCGAGCACGACACGAUACGGGAGCAGUACUGGCUGUACCGGCGGCGCGCGCUCGCCAGCAAACACGGCGUCGAGUAG